Messenger RNA from Blumeria graminis f. sp. triticale, 3255 nucleotides. NCBI's taxonomy places the organism in Eukaryota, Fungi, Ascomycota, Leotiomycetes, Helotiales, Erysiphaceae. The record is from the annotation of a GenBank genome assembly.
AUGCUUCUAUUGCUUGGAACAAUAGCUAUCGCGAUCUCCUUUGCCAGUACAUGUCGAGCAUCUUUUUCACAAAACUACUCAUCCAUUAAUAUCCAACAAUCUAAAAUAUCGUUCACAAGUGAUCGCCCUGAAAACUGUCCACCAUGCUUCAAUUGCCUUUUACCGGCGUUCUCAUGUGGGCAAUAUUCAUCUUGUAAUCAGUACAAUGGCAUAUGUUCAUGCCCGCCAGGAUUUGGCGGUGAUGACUGUCUUUCACCAGUGUGUGGCUCUUUGGCAAGGGGAACAGAUAGGCCAAUGCGACAAGGAGAUUACUGUGAAUGUGAUGACGGAUGGACAGGUAUAAACUGUAAUGUCUGCAAAGAUGAUAAAGCUUGUGAUGCAUUGAUGCCUACCAAAGAGGGUGGAGUAUGCUAUCAAAACGGGGAAGUUGUACACGAGAAUUUUCAAAUGUGUGACGUUACCAACUCAAAAAUCGUCGAAAUUUUAAACGGAAGAAGACCUCAAGUUACCUUUACCUGCAACAAAGACGAUAAAACAUGCGACUUCCAGUUUUGGGUUGAACACAAAGAAUCUUUCUAUUGUGGAUUGGAAAAUUGCACCUCUAAAGCGGAUAAUAGCUAUCUACAAAACAGUACAAGUUAUGAAUGUGAUAAAGUCAGAUGUAGCUGUAUACCUGGUCAAAUGUUAUGUGGAGAGAACGGCUCAGUCGAUAUUUCAGAUUUCUUAACUAACCUCAUCAGAGGGCCUGCAACCUUUUCUUGUCAGCAAGCACGAGGCCAGACAAGUCAGUGCAUGUUCAAAGAGCCAGAAAUGAAUGGCUUGAUUCAGACAAUGUUUGGUGACGAUAGUAUACAUAUUGAUUGCCAAUCUGGCGAGUGUCUCUACAAAACAGACGUUCCCGGCUACGAAAGACCUGUCAAAAAGAUAAACACGCCUCUGAUAGCUGGUGUUAUUGCCACAUGCUCCUUAUUUCUCAUGUCUGUGGUCAUUGUUGUAUGGUAUCUUGCACGAUCUAAAAUGGCAUAUGGGCAUAUAUACUUGGACGAAUCGGAUGACGAAAACUCCAAACUUAUGGUUGACCACAAACCUGCCUCGCUUUACUUUGACAACGUGUCUUACAAGCUAGGCGGCAAACGUAUUCUCACAGGAAUAAAGGGCAUAGCUCAUCCAGGCGAGAUUCUUGCUGUUAUGGGUGCAUCUGGUGCCGGUAAGACGACUUUUCUGGAUAUCAUUGCGCGAAAAAAUAAGAGGGGGAUUGUUGAAGGGAAUUUUUAUGUGAAUGGCGAGAAGGUCAAUGAUUCAGAUUAUCAAAGUUUCACAGGUUUUGUAGACCAAGAGGAUGCCAUGCUCUCAACUCUGACAGUUCAUGAAACAAUUAUGAAUAGUGCUCUUCUCCGCCUACCACGGGACAUGGGAAUUUCAGCGAAAGAACAACGUGUCUUUGAAGUUGAAAAGCAGCUUGGCAUAUUUUCUAUUCGAGAUACUUUAAUUGGAUCCGAAGAGGGCAAAGGUCGGGGAAUAUCUGGCGGCGAAAAAAGAAGAGUCGGGAUUGCUUGUGAACUCGUUACAAGUCCCAGUAUUCUUUUCCUUGACGAACCUACUAGCGGACUUGACGCUUACAAUGCAUUCAAUGUUGUAGAAUGCCUCGUAACGCUGGCCAAAACUUACAAAAGGACAGUAAUAUUCACCAUUCAUCAGCCGAGAUCGAAUAUAGUGGCUCUCUUUGAUAGGUUACUUCUCCUUGCAAAAGGAAAAACUGUAUACUCUGGAGAAUUUAGUCGCUGCCAGCAAUUUUUUGAUGACUUAGGCUUUUCUUGUCCACCUGGGUUCAAUAUCGCUGAUUAUUUGGUUGACCUGACUAUGCAUAUAACUAAACAGUCGCCUUUUCCGCAGUCUAUGGCUACAGAAAUUGAGCCCGAGGCUAUUUCUAGCCCGACUCCAAGCAGCACAAAGGCUAUUAAAUCCAUAGCGAGCGUCUCUGGUACAUCUAUUAAUGAAAGCUUCAUAGGAAGUUUGGGCGAUACAUCUCUUAGAUCUCAAGGAAAACAGAAAGAUACCGUAAAGUUAAGACAAGAGAGAGAGCUAUUCGGUCGUAGGAAACCCGGACUCUCAAUGCAGAUAGAAGAGAAUUUGGAAACUCAACCAAUUCGGCUCUCUAGGCAGAAUCCUAACCCUCAAAACCAUUCUGCUCUUGAAGACCUGGAGCCUCUACUAGCAUCUUCUUUUGACAAGACCGAAUUUGAGAGUCUUAUCUCGGCAUUCGAGGAGUCUGAAAUUUCUAAAGAUAUUGAUCAUGAGAUAGAAACUUCUAUUUCAAAUGCCCGAAAUUUAAAUGAUGCAGCCGAUGUAUCAUCUCAUAACUCUAGGCUAGGAAAUGAAACAAUUAACGUAGGUGCCCUAGGGAGAGGCUAUGCUAGAAUUGGAUACAUACGUCAAUUCAUUAUCUUAUCCGAAAGAACAUGGAAGAACCUCUACCGGAACCCAAUGCUUAUGCUUAUGCACUAUGCGAUAGCAAUUUUAUUAGCAGUCCUCUCCGGAUUUCUAUUCUACGGAUUAACCGAUGAUAUUCCUGGCUUUCAAAAUCGGCUAGGACUAUUUUUUUUUAUUUUGGCACUCUUUGGGUUUAGUACUUUAUCAAGCUUGAACGUCUUCUCGACAGAACGGAUUAUAUUCAUCCGCGAAAGAGCUAAUGGGUAUUACUCACCGGUGACUUACUUUGCGGCAAAAGUGUUGUUCGACUUAAUUCCUCUUCGUAUCAUCCCACCUAUAAUCAUGGGAUCCAUUGUGUAUCCAAUGACUGGGCUGGUUCCCGAUGCCAACCACUUCUUCAAAUUCCUUCUUGUUCUCGUGCUCUUCAACCUCGCAGCAUGCGGGAUCUGUUUAUUUAUAGGAAUCACAUGCAAAGAUAGUGGAGUUGCGAAUCUGGUAGGGAGUUUAGUCAUGUUAUUCAGUCUACUUUUUGCCGGCUUACUUCUCAACCAUGACGCUAUCCCAAAGUCAGCAUUAUGGCUUCAAUCGUUAUCGAUUUUUCACUACGGGUUUGAAUCACUUAUUGUGAAUGAAGUUACAUAUCUAACGCUGACUGACCACAAGUAUGGCCUUGAUAUUACUGUGCCAGGAGCUGUAAUACUUAGUUCAUUUGGUUUUAACACACAGGCUCUAUGGUCUGAUGUAUUCAAAUUAGGCUUGUUCGCUGCGUCGUUCAUAAUACUAGCCUUCAUGGCUAUGCAUUUUAUGCUGAUUGAGAGACGAUAG